Linum trigynum is the source of this 1592-nucleotide messenger RNA. Lineage: Eukaryota; Viridiplantae; Streptophyta; Magnoliopsida; Malpighiales; Linaceae. The record is from the annotation of a GenBank genome assembly.
CUUUUCAGACAUAUGUAGUUCGCAAUUGUUUCAAUCCAAAUUCGAUUGCACAAAAAUGGAAAAAUAGGUUGUAGUUUUAUCAAAUUCAACAUCUCGGAAAAGAAACAUAUAAUAACAACAACUAUAUUUGUCAUUCUGACAAAUUUUCAAGUGGAUUCAUUAAAAAAAUGAAUGAUUUUGAGCAAGUAUUAGCUAAAAUUAAUAGGAAUAAAAAAAAUGAAUUUUGCUAUAGUGACUUGCACGUGCACUUUUCGGUCGAGCUCAGUUAGGUUUAGGUCAACCUAAACUGUUGUUCCAGUUUUGUGAGACUCAACGACGCGAUCAACCUUUUACAACAAAACUGGCUGAAGGUCAUAAGCCUCAAUGUACAAUACUUCUACAAGAAUGGUACAAUACUUCUACAACAACAUCACCUUUCAGCAUGCUGCCGGUGACUCCAUUCAUUCUUUUAAAAACUAUGGGGGUAGAGAUGUGUAUCACCGAAAAGGUGUUGGCAGAAGUACUAGAGACUACAAACCUGAGAAAGAGAAUUGAUGUGUUCAAUGCUUGGAAUGAAACUCAUUUCUCGAGAGCCAAGCAAAUACAGACUGUAUGUGGUCUUGCUGAAGAGGAAGAUGCUGAGGAUUGUAGUAGGCCAACUAUUCGAGAGUUGACAGUUAAGGUCAGGGUUCUCAACCAUAUGCUCUCCUACAACAUUCUUCCAAAGGGUGGACAUCGGGAGGCAGUCACCUACUUUGACAUAGAGCUCCUCAUCAACCUACUUUCACAUGAGAAGGUUAACUUGCCAUACUUAAUCUUUACACACAUGCUUGCUGUUGCAGAAAAUUCAAAUAGGAAUCUUCCAUAUGGGAUGAUCCUCACUUUGCUAUUUGAUCAUUUUAAUGUGGAUUUAAGUGGUGAGGUUGGCUUAAGAGUUUCAAGGCAGGAGUUCUAUACAGUUACAUACCUGAAGAAGAUGGAAAUUGAGUUGCAUGAUGGUGAGUAUGUCCGAGCAUACAAUCCUCAUGUAGUCCAUGGUGGUGAUGUUGAUGAUGAUGUUGAUGAUAAUGAAGAGCUCGAAGAUGAACCAAUGGUGCAGCCACAUAGUUCAACUCCACUAGUCACCCUACAACAUAUAUGGGACAGCAUGGAUGGCAUGUACGACUACAUGGGACAGAUGUCCAUCCAGAUGAUUGGCAUGUACGAUUACAUGGGGCAGAUGACCACCCAGAUGAGCACACUACAGCUGACUGUAACAGAGAUGCGAGACGAGUUCCACUCUUUUAUUUGAAGAUCUUUUAGUGGAAGAUACAUGCAUCCCACCACAUCCGACUACCAUAAUGUGACCACCACCAAUGAGGUAAAUGCGGAUGAGUGAGAGUGGGGAGAGAUGUACUCCGUGAUUUUAGAUUGUUUUCUUUUAUUGUUUUGUCUUAAAGACCAUUUGGUUUGGAACAACUAUGAUCGUCGAUUGAUGUUAUGUGGGUUUUAAUUUUAGGUAAGUGUGAACAAUUAUGAGUUGUGUUUUAUUGUAUUUCUUGCAAUUUAGUCAAAAUCGCGAUUCUACCUAGAAACAUUUUGGUGAGCUAGAAGCAUAAAAUCAUAAGUUUUAA